Molecule: messenger RNA, 2562 nt
Organism: Penicillium riverlandense
Lineage: Eukaryota; Fungi; Ascomycota; Eurotiomycetes; Eurotiales; Aspergillaceae
Gene: cyc8
Product: putative transcriptional corepressor Cyc8
Exons: 4
Coding region: 1-2562 (853 amino acids)
Biological process (GO): regulation of gene expression
Molecular function (GO): chromatin DNA binding; RNA polymerase II cis-regulatory region sequence-specific DNA binding; protein binding
Source: RefSeq, a predicted model, not a curated record
AUGUCCCACACGCAACCAUCCCCCACCACCGGGGUUGCGCCGCACCAGGCGCACCUCGCGGCGCACGCCCAGGUCAAUGGCCACAUGCCUCCUAUGCCGACGCAGGGCCCCAAGGGAGUCCCGCUUUCCACAGCGCAGAAGAUCGCGGCGCUCAAUGAGCAGGUGUGGCUGCAAAUCGGCAGCUUGACUGAAUUGAUGGGCGAUCUGGAUGGCGCCAUGAACGCAUACGAGCAGGCUCUUCGCCACAAUCAGUGGUCGAUCCCUGCCAUGAACGCCAUCUCGUGUAUCCUACGCACGAAGGAGCAGUUCCCCAAGGCGAUCGAGUACCUACAAAACAUUCUCAAGCUGGACCCCGCCAAUGGGGAAACCUGGGGUAGCUUAGGCCACUGCCAUCUGAUGAUGGAUAACCUGCAAGAGGCCUACACUUCCUACCAGCAAGCCCUCUAUCACCUGCGCGACCCCAAGGAACCGAAGCUGUGGUACGGCAUCGGCAUCCUGUAUGACCGCUAUGGCUCUCUCGACCACGCAGAGGAAGCUUUCUCUCAGGUCAUGCGCAUGGCUCCCGAAUUUGAAAAGGCCAACGAGAUUUAUUUCCGCCUGGGAAUUAUCUACAAGCAGCAGCAAAAAUUCAGCCAGAGUCUGGAGUGCUUCAAAUACAUCGUCACUGACCCGCCUCGUCCCCUCACCGAAGAGGACAUCUGGUUCCAGAUUGGUCACGUUCACGAGCAGCAGAAAGACUUUGAGUCUGCCCAGGCCGCCUACCGGCGUGUCCUCGAUCGGGACCCCAACCACGCCAAGGUCCUGCAGCAGCUGGGAUGGCUCUACCACCAGCAGAGCAACAGCUAUGCUAGCCAGGAGAAGGCUAUUGAGUUCUUAGAGAAGUCGGUCAACGCUGACAACAGCGACGCUCAAAGCUGGUACCUUCUCGGCCGGUGCUACAUGUCCCAGGCCAAAUAUCCCAAGGCGUACGAGGCCUAUCAGCAGGCUGUCUACCGCGAUGGACGCAACCCUACCUUCUGGUGCUCGAUCGGUGUUCUCUACUACCAGAUCAACCAGUACCGCGAUGCGCUGGAUGCCUACUCUCGUGCUAUUCGCCUGAAUCCGUACAUCUCGGAAGUGUGGUAUGAUCUGGGUACGCUGUACGAAUCUUGCAACAACCAAAUCGCCGACGCUCUUGAUGCCUACGGUCGCGCUGCGGACCUGGAUCCCACCAACGUCCACAUCAAGGCGCGUCUGCAGCUGCUUCAGAGCCAGCUGCAGGGUGGUUCGAACCAGAACAACGCCUCGGCCCCUGCACCUCAGCCGCAGGAUGUUCACCCCCAGGCCUACCAGGAUCCUAGAGUGGGUGUACCUCCCGCGCCUCAAUGGGGUGCUCCAGCUCCGACCGGUGGUCCGAUGCCUGCCGGCCCUGCUCCUCCCCGCCAGCCUGCUGACUGGAAUCGCGGCAUUAAUGAACUGCAAUCGCAAGGCCAAGCCCCGCCGGCCAACGGUGGCCCUGGCGCUCCUCAGCAGCCAAGCCCUCGUCAGGAUUCCGCUCGACUCCCUGAUGCCGGUCGCGGCGGACCGCCCCGUUCGCCCAAGAUGGGUGGUCAAUACCCGCCUCCCAACACCCUGCCUCAGAUUGCCAACCCACCUGCGUCUGGCCAUGAACGCGCCUCGAGCGGUGGCUUUGGCGGCGGCGCUACCCGUGGCCCUCUGCCUCCCGCCCCGGCUGGUGGUGCUCCUCCUGCCAAUGGAGGUCAGGCUGGCAACGGAGCCGCCCCACCCUACAACCGUCCGUUCACUCCUCCGACCGAGAUUCGGCCGCUCCGGGAUGAGCGGCCCUCCUCGCCUGGCUCGGGUUAUCCCCACCAGCAGUUCCAUACCGGUCCUCACCAAGGCGUUACCUCUACUGGCAUUGCUUCUGGCGCUCCUCCGCCGGCUUCGGCCGCCGCGGCCGCCGAGGCUGCUGCUCGCGAGCGUAGUGAGGACCGACCGCCGUCUGCCAUGAAGCGCAGCCGUGAGUGGGAGGGCGAGUCUGGCCCCGUGAAAAAACAAGCCAACGAGGAAACCCGUGCCCGAUUGGAUGAUCAGAACAGCCGCCGCGCCAGCCCUCCUGGCCGCGCUGCUUCUCCCAACGAAAUGCAACGGAGUCCCUCGGAGAUCAAGCGUGAAGAGGUCCGUCGUGCCAAUGAGAACUACCACCCCUCCGAGGCCGCUCAUCACUCCUCGACCUUGCCUUCCAUCCAAAACAUGCCUCCUAGCACCUCGGGCGGCCCCAGUCUUCCUCCGAUGGCCGAGAGCGCUGCCUCGACAUCGAACGGCCCGCCCGAAGGGCCUUCUUCGGCCCACACCCCUGUCAAGGAGGAGGCGCCUCGCUCGGAGGCUCCUUCAUCCCACGAGCCUGCCGCUCGCAAGAUGGACGUCGAUGAGGACUACGAUGAUGAGGGCGCUGACGACGAGAAGAAGACCGGUGCUGCUGCUGCUGCGGCUACAAAGGAGAGCCCUCACGACAGCACCUCUGGCAACGCCGCCAAUGGUGAGGGCAAGGGCAGCCCGUCCAAGGCAGAGUCUUCUGCGUGA